GAGAGAUCAUGAGCAAGCUGAGCUACAUCGAUCUAUCUAUCUAUCGAUAUUUCUGGAGCUUUCAACGCGAUUGGGUGUUUGGUAUACCCAGCUUUGACCUUUGGACAUAGCCUCGUACGACUUUUAAUUUUGAAGGCCCGACUGAUGAUCUUUUUCUUUGGUUUAUCCUUUGCCUCAUGCUGUAGUCGAUGACACUUCCUGAUCAUCCCCACUCCCGUUUACGCUUCAUAUUUGGCUGCUAGGUCAUAAGAACUAUCUACUGAUGGCGGCUUCUCCGAAUGCUACCGUCAGUGAAACAUUUGGUGCAAUGUAUAUCGGGGCAAUGAUAUCAAUGUCGUUAUAUGGUAUAACAACGCUUCAGACGUACUUUUUCUUCUUAAACUAUGUCCAGGAUCAUAUCAGUAUCAAAGCCUUGGUUGCUGUAGUUUGGUUCGUGAAUCAGAGUGGAUAUUGGGUUCUUCCGUACAUGCCUUUCCAACAAGAUAUGCACAGGGUUUUGGAUACAGUUCAUUCAGGGCUCAUGUGCCAUGCAAUGUAUCAAUAUCUCAUUAUGGGCUACAUUUAUCCGGAAAUCUUCGAUUCGGGAACCUGGUCGUUGUUCGCUUCAGUCGCUUUGAACGUUAUUGGGGCAUUCAUCUCUCAAUGCUUCUUCACAAAACGUAUACAUGAUUUGAGCCAACAUCAGUUCAAAUCUAGCCUUUCCAUCUCGACAGCUUGCAUUGUACUGGGGCACUUCAUUUUCGGAAUAUACACUGUCAUUCAAUUUUCAAUCAGAAAAUCAUUUUCUCGGCUAGAAGAAGUUACUUACAACUGUGUCAUUCCUUUCGGCGUUUUCGCAAUAUUGUCUGAUAUUGUCAUAGCCUCUGCACUUAUUCUUCUUCUUCGACGAAGUCGAACGGAGUUUGGUGAUACUAACUCUUUGAUAAAGAAACUAAUAGUUUACGCUAUCAACCGUUGUGUGUUAACGUCGGUUGUCGCUAUCCUCGAAGUCAUCCUUUUUUUGUCUUUCCCGAACUCGAUGUAUUCGUUUGCGUUCGAUUUUGUUAUUGGAAAGCUAUAUGCUAAUUCACUUCUGGCGUCUCUCAAUUCUCGAAGAUCUCUACAACGCCAUAAUUAUGCAGAUCGCAGAACAUCGACGCAGUUCUCCACUGUGCUGCAUGUCAUGUCCUCAGCUAUGGAAACUGAUCAUAGGGUUGCGCAGGAAGAGUCGUUGAGAAGUAUGGGAAGUAAAGAUUUCACACCUCCAUCGUCAUUUGACAAGGACAUGGGAAUAGCAGUGUCUAGCUCGAAGUCAGGGAAUGGGUACAAAAGUCUUCAUGAACGACGACGUUCAAUGCCUAUGAUGAGUGUAUGAUGCUGGCAUUCGACACGGAAAAAUGUUUGUUUCCACCAUGUCUCCAUCUGACACAAAGCUACUCAAGCGCUUCGGCGCCUGCGGAAAACAUUGUCACAUCGCCUGCUCAACGAGCUGUAAAAGGACACGCCACGAAGAACGUCUUCGCAAAACUCUAACGGCUUUGUCAAUUAAGCUCCUUUAACAGGGCCUAGGUGGUGCGAUAAAGAGCCGAGUUGGAGUGAAAGGGCUCGAGUUUGAAUUACAUCGCGAAACUAGAUACACAUCUUUAUCACAUAUUUACAUACUUCACACAAGUCCUGUACUGCCAUUAUUUCACUUUGAAUCCUGA
This is a messenger RNA of Lentinula edodes (shiitake mushroom), 1685 nucleotides long. RefSeq lists its product as uncharacterized. The record is from RefSeq and is a predicted model, not a curated record. The transcript has 20 exons. NCBI's taxonomy places the organism in Eukaryota, Fungi, Basidiomycota, Agaricomycetes, Agaricales, Omphalotaceae. The coding region runs from base 263 to 1354 and encodes 363 amino acids.